UUCAAUUCAGUUUAGGCAUUGUUACAAAAUUGUAGCGGAAAGCUUAUUAGACAAUCUAAUAUGAUGAAUAAUCCGUGGCGGGAAAUGGGCUUUAUUGCCAAGCGAAGGCCAAAAGUUUAUCUGAAAAUUGUGCGGAUCAAGAAGCGCCUUAAGAAGGCCACAAAAAAAUUUAAAGAGGACCGAGAGAAACUGAUAGAGCUGAAAUUAAGAAAUCGCAUCAAGAAAUUGAUUAUCGAAGAGCUGGAAAAUAAACUGCAUCAAAAGGAAGCCAAGAGAAGAUUUAAAAAAUAAGAAAUCAUUAAAAGCAAUCAAAUUAUUUUAGGUAUAGAGUACUAAGAACAGUAGAACUAUAAGGGCACCAGUCGAAAUAAGCUACUAAAAUUCAAAAUUCCUUUAAAAAAUAACCACUGAAAUGCUCACAUUAACUCAAGGUGAACAAUAUAAGAUAUAUAUUUAAUAACUAUAUAAAAAUUUCAGCGGUUCUAAAACAAAUUUCAACUUUAAGUCAAAUCAAAGCCACUAGAAAGCCAAAUCAACGUCCUUUUUUUUCUUUUGCCACUGCACUCUGACUAUGAAAAUUUCAAAUAAACUUUCGUAGGGCAGCGACCACAAAAUCAUAUUCAAACUGCGCUCAAUGAAAAUCAAAGCCACUGGAAGAAUCAUCGCAUUGGAUACACACAAACGCAAUUUUUGGAAUCCUAGGCAAAAGGAAACUUGCACAGCAUUAAUAAAUAUUUACAGGCACGUCGCGUCCUUGUCGACGAAAUGGCCUACUGGGCAGUCUCAGUCUCAGUUCUGGCAAUGAAAUCAAAUCAAAUAUGCGCGCUGACGCUUUAUAUAUCGCGCCGAGGCGGCAGCCGGAUGGCUCGCUUUGGUGUGCUCACAAGAAUUUAAAUCAUCCGACUUACAUGCUACUUACAAGCCAAAGCGCCUAUAUGUAUGCGCCAUAAAAUGUGAGCAAGACUGAGAGCAGAAUGGGCAAGUGAAAAAGAUGAGAAGGCGGGCACUGAGCCAAAAACCAGGCUUAAGUAACAAUAAAUAGUAAGCUAUCUGAUAUUUGAAAUACAUUUCAUAAAAAAGUUGAUCUAAAAACAAAUAUAGAAACUAUAUACUUAAAUAAAAAAUAGUACUUACAUUUCGGAAAAUUAAGUUAGGUUUAAAAAAGGAGGCAACAGACAAUGAAAAUAAAUGAAAUUAUAAAAAGGAAAAUACCUGUGCUAAGUGCUAAGUGAUCAUUAUUUAUAAAGCAGUUAUAACAGAACAUAUUAACGAGGUUUUAGAGAUAAAUGAAAACUAAAAGAAACAAA
This is a messenger RNA of Drosophila kikkawai, 1307 nucleotides long. RefSeq lists its product as uncharacterized. Lineage: Eukaryota; Metazoa; Arthropoda; Insecta; Diptera; Drosophilidae. The record is from RefSeq and is a predicted model, not a curated record.